Messenger RNA from Hyphopichia burtonii NRRL Y-1933, 1500 nucleotides. RefSeq lists its product as uncharacterized. NCBI's taxonomy places the organism in Eukaryota, Fungi, Ascomycota, Pichiomycetes, Serinales, Debaryomycetaceae. The record is from RefSeq and is a predicted model, not a curated record. The transcript has a single exon. The coding region runs from base 198 to 1433 and encodes 411 amino acids.
UGGUAUAAUAUAUAUAUAUGUAUAUAUAAAUUAAAUCAAUUACUUAUAUAAUUGAUAUUUCGAUCUUGAUCUUGAUAUUUUUGAAUACCAGCAAUACCCAAAUACAUUAAUUAAGCCAUACAUCCAGCAAGGCGGAUUUUCAUUCUUUAUAUAAAAUUGAAGUAUUAUUCCUAAACAAAUAAUCAAAGGCUAAACCAAUGAUUCUUUCAAAAUUAGGUCUUAGAAGGAAAUCUUCUAUUAGAGAUACGGCGGAUUUAACUUCGCUAACUCAGAUUGACAAUGAAUCAAUGGCCACUUUAACAACCAUUCCUCCAAUUAAUUCUAGUGACAUUUCUUUACCAAAAUUACAACCACAACAUAUCCAAAAUCGUCUUCCUGAUAUCCAUAAUCGUCAUCUUGAUAAUAUCCAAAAUCGUCAUGAAAAUCUUACUCAUGAUGCUAAUUCCACCGAUGAAUCAAGUGUUUUUGAUUCGAUACCCGAAUCAACUGAUGAUUUCAGUAUUCAUACUUCGAAAACAAGACCAACCAGUUGUUAUGUCACUCCUCCAUUACCUCAAGAUAAUCCUGAAUUCCCAAAGAAGAGAUUAUCCUUCCGUAAUAGCUCCUCAGUAAGUAAAAGAUCGUCUUUAUACUUGACUCCAAAUAUUUCUCCCGAUGAACUUGAUUAUCAAUAUUCAAAUCAUCAUCGCCAAUCUCUGUCAAUUGAUAAAAAAUUCCAACUUGCUAAAACCGUGGAAGAUGAUGAAAUACCAAAAAGAUCAAAUCUACGUCCAGCUUCUCCUAAAUUAAGACCUUCUCCCCUGUUCAAUUAUCCAACUACUCCUCAUAUUCCUAAAAAUUAUUCUGAUUUCAUUAGUGAUUCUCCAGAUUCUUCUCCUUCUCCUUAUCCUUCACCCUCUUUAUCAAUUCAAUCAAGAAGACCUUCCACCUCACUUCCUCAAAUUACUUCAAAAGAUUUAAAUUCUAUUUCUCCUCUACAGAACUUGGACCGGGUUUUAAAUCAUAAACCUCCCGUUGAUCAAAUUAAUGAUAGUAGUAUUAGCAUUAAUACCGAUUCAACGGUGAAACCAAGUUAUAUUCCUAAACUUAACAAACUGGAAAGUAUCCUCAAACUAAAACUCUACUUGGGCUCUAGAAAUGAAUCAGUAAUGGCCUUGAAAUUGAAAAAGGAUAAACUAGAUAAUAUCGAUGAAUUAAUCGAUGUUUUAAUUUAUAAAAUUAUCGAAAAAUUUAAUAAUUUAGAUCUUUCUGCAAAUCAAAUAAAAAUAUCCAUUUUCUUCAAAAAUCCAAAAUUAAAAUCAAUCAUUAUGAAAAAUUUUGGCCCAAAAGAAUAUAACGAUGAAUUUAGCUUUCUACAAAAAGAAUUACUCAUGGAUUACAUCUCCAAUAAAGAUAAACUAUAUAUAAGAGCAGAGUUUAACAGUAAUUAUUGAUUUUUGCAGCUGGCUGCGAUAGUUCGACCUUUAUAUCUUGUAAAACUUUAAUAAAAUGGAUUAUACC